CAAAACGGAAGUGGACGAUUGUGUAUUGCCAUUACGUCACGGUUACCUUUCCUUGUCACUUCCUGUCGCAGUUCUGUCACCUGCAAGCGAGACAACCUGGAUGCACCCGUGUCUAUUGUUAUCCAGAUGAUUUGAUUGGAUAAUUAUCUAUACAGUCUGGACAAGAAUGACCACCUUGUUAUCUUAAGUAAAGAUUUGUCAGUCCGGGAUUAACCUACCGUGUAAUUGUUGCAGUCAACACACUAGUUUGUAUUGUGUGGGAUAUAUAAAACGAAGGAAUUUUCAGAUGUACAAACACGCCUGAGUGAGACUGGAUUAAGCUGUCCUGUUGGAGUUGUGUAUAUGUGACAAGUUAAGAAGAAUACUCAUUUCUCUUUGAUAAUGAUGCCGGAUCUGCAUUAACAACACAGUCACUAGAAUAUACGACUCAAAAAGUAUCCCCUCAACAUCCGCUGUCUAAGGGUGAUAUGAUAUUUGUGCUUGGCAUAGCCUUUAUAUUAUAAUUGGUUUGUCUGAGGAGGAGCAGCACAAAGGAAGAUCAUGACGUCGUCAACAUCAUCUAUUGAUGACUUAUUAGAUUUAGACUUUGGCACACCUGUAGCUGCUGAUGCUGGUGAUAAUGAUCAAAGGUCACCAGGUGCAAUAGAGGUGGUAGGCCGGUCUGAACCAUCACAUACAUCAAAUACUCUCUUGUUGGAUUUUGGUGCCUCAACAACAGAAUCGAGUACUGACGAUAACCUACAAAGCACAAAGGAUGGAGAUUUCUGUCUGUUCGCGAUGGAUGACGUCACUGGUCAAGGAUUUAAUACACUGACCACUGACAAAUCAGCCAUAACGCCUACGUCUCCUUGGCAGCCGCUGGACGUUUUACCUGGUCAGGUAGACCUGACACCGUCGCGACAGAGUAAAUCCAGCGUGGGUUCCCUCAACGACGAGGAUGCUCUUCUGUUUGAUCCCCUUGCUCCCAUGUCACCAUUCGAGCCUACACAGGAGACAUCCGAUAGCGAGCCAACACUGAAGAAGUGGACAGUGACCUCUGGACCAGAUUCGGACACUGUCCAGCCUGUCGGGCGACCUGACCUUCUUGACUUUGCCAAGGACACUCGGACAUCGAAAAAGGAAGACGACAUGGCAGAUCCGAAAAGAGGCAAAAUGAACAGGACAAUGGAGCGGAGUUUCGAAGACUUGCUGGCAGGUUUGGAAGAGGAUGACCUUGACCCUGACCUUGAUGAUAUCUUGACCACGGGGUCACUUAGUCCACAGAUCACGGAUGCAUCUUUUAACGCUAUGGCAGCUCAGAGCAAAAAAUCCUACACCCAGUUUGAGGAUAGGUUGGGCCGAACAAAAGAUAAGGAAGAUGAUUUGAAGGAAGAUGAUUCCAAGGAAUCUGAGCCCCCACAGAAACUGGAGGACCAGAAGACCAUUGAUGAGAUAUUUGGGGAGGUAGAGGAGUCCAGGGCUUCAGUCACUGACCUUUUGACCUCUGACGAAGAGGAACCACCACUGGACGUUGAGGGAGUUUUAGACGAAGAACCUGAAGCAAAUGUUGAGGUGAUGGUGACUGAUCAUGAUGAACCAGAUGCUGAAACACGUGAUGUAGAUGAGAAAGAGGCUGUUCUAUCCGACAUGGAUGACAGCACAGCAGAGAACGGCCAGCUAAAGAGAGAAGCUAGUCUGGACUUCAAUGAUGUUGGGGAUACGUCACAUUUGGAUGUGAAUAUUGGAAAGCAGAAGACGUCACUGAGAAAGAAAGGUUCACUGGCGCGACGGCGCAAGCCAACACGUACCAAUGUGAGAAACAUCCUCAGCUCCUCGGAGGAUAGUCACUUUCAGGACACAACUGAGGCCAAAGAAUCAUCAUCAAAGGAAAUAAACGGUUUUGGUGACGAAGAGGUUUUUGACAAGUCUGGCUCACCAGAUCCAACUUCACCGCCAGCGAAAAAAUCCAGUCAUUUGAUGAUGCCUCUUCCAGGUUUGGGACAGCCCAUGUUGCCAAGGAAAACUCCACAACCCAGAGCAUCUCCAGAUGAAGAAAUGACCCCUGUGGAGCGAAAGAGAGACCCCAAAGCUAUGGGGGUCAAAUUACCCAUGCCACAACUCAGGCCAACAAGGACACCUGACAACCAAGAUCAGGAAAAGGCGGUGUCUCCAGAAUUUGAAAAACCCGCUCUCCGAAAAGUAACAACACCUCAAGAAACAGAAAAUGUUGUUGAGAAAAAUGACACGUUUGAAGUUCCAACACUGAAAGCUGUGGCACCAGAAAAGCCUGCCAGACAAUCUGAGAAAGUUGAUGAAACUGAAAAACUUUUCUCCAAACCGCCACUAAAAAGUGUUCCUAAAAUGGAGGUGGACACAACUCCUGUCUCUGUUUCCAAGGAGACCCCAUACAAUAUACCACUUAGGAGAGUGGACUCUAAUCGUGAGAAGUCACCUGUAAAACCAGCGAAGGAAAGUGAAAAUAUUUUCGAUACUCCUUCAUUAAAGAGGGUACAAAGAGAUGAUGAUGCUGAUAGAUCCAAAAUAUCGCCAGAAAACGAGGGAAAAUUUGAAGUUCCUGCACUAAAAACAGUUGCAAGUGAUUUAAAACGAUCAGAAAGUCAAGAAAUUGAGUCAGAAAAAACUUUUAAUAAACCUGCACUCCGAAAUACUCCCAAAGUCAAAGCCGAGCCUCCAACUAGUGCUGAAGCUAAGGGUAAAUUUGACUUACCAUCGCUGAAAAGGACUCCUAAAGUCCCUCGAAGUGAUAGCUCGGAGUUAAACAGUGGAGGGGCCUUUGAUGUCCCGAACUUAAAGAAUAAUCGACCAGUAAAAACACAAUUAGAAUUCGAUGAUGUUGCCAAAGGGCCAUCAGAAAACAAACAUACAUUUGAUGUUCCUCAACUAAAGAAUACUCCAAAGUCAGAUAUAGAGGGAAGUAAAGAAGCUGCUGCCAAGGACUCUAAAGAAGAACCGUCAUGGAUGAAGGAUAUGAAGUUGAGAAAGACAUCUACAAAGUCCGAGGAGAGUUUGGAUCAGAUGAAGGAGAAGGAAACACCUGUUUGGAUGAAAACAGCUGCAGAGAAACGAGAAAAAGCUGCAGAAAUCCUCAACACCAAAGAAAACCAAAGCAAGACACCUGGGGAUGGAAAACCCCAAUGGACAGAUAUGUCUCGCCUACGUAAGACGCCCAACGGUCUCCCUCUCCAGGAAUCUACAGAGAGCAGUGAAAACUCACUGAACGGAAAGCCUAGCCAGGAGCGUAUCCGACUGGCAUCUACUGGAUCAAAGGAUGGGGACAGCUCUAGCUCUAGCUCCAGCAGGGAGCGCACACCUGUAUCAGGUGGUACCAGGGACCAGUAUGUACCUAGCUGGCUGAAGACGAAGGACAACCGCCAUCAAUCCACACCAAACCUCAAUGUUAUAUCACCACCGUCUGCUGACACGACCUCCAUUCCACAGUGGAAGAAGGACCUGGCAGAGAGGAGGAAGUUACGCAAAGAAAACAGUGUUGACACUCCGCUUAAAGUAAAAACACAAUUAGAAUUUGAUGAUGUUGCCAAAGGGCCAUCAGAAAACAAACAUACAUUUGAUGUUCCUCAACUAAAGAAUACUCCAAAGUCAGAUAUAGAGGGAAGUAAAGAAGCUGCUGCCAAGGACUCUAAAGAAGAACCGUCAUGGAUGAAGGAUAUGAAGUUGAGAAAGACAUCUACAAAGUCCGAGGAGAGUUUGGAUCAGAUGAAGGAGAAGGAAACACCUGUUUGGAUGAAAACAGCUGCAGAGAAACGAGAAAAAGCUGCAGAAAUCCUCAACACCAAAGAAAACCAAAGCAAGACACCUGGGGAUGGAAAACCCCAAUGGACAGAUAUGUCUCGCCUACGUAAGACGCCCAACGGUCUCCCUCUCCAGGAAUCCACAGAGAGCAGUGAAAACUCACUGAACGGAAAGCCUAGCCAGGAGCGUGUCCGACUGGCAUCUACUGGAUCAAAGGAUGGGGACAGCUCUAGCUCUAGCUCCAGCAGGGAGCGCACACCUGUAUCAGGUGGUACCAGGGACCAGUAUGUACCUAGCUGGCUGAAGACGAAGGACAACCGCCAUCAAUCCACACCAAACCUCAAUGUCAUAUCACCACCGUCUGCCGACACGACCUCCAUUCCACAGUGGAAGAAGGACCUGGCAGAGAGGAGGAAGUUACGCAAAGAAAACAGUGUGGACACUCCGCUUAAAGCCAAGAGUGAUUCUACAGAUGCCGGGGCAGCUUCAUGGAAAACAGAAUUUGCUCUAAAGAAGAAAACCACACCAAUGCCAAAAACUACUGCUGAGAUCAGAACCAGUUCUUACUGAGCCAGAAUGGAAGAAACGUGCAGAUGAGAAACGACAGCGUCUAAUAAAUUCUGGGUUGUUGGAUAAAGUGAAGAAACCAGACCUAUCAUAACACCAAUGUUCUUUGGAGGAAAAAAUCAGGGAGCAUGUGCAUAUAUGGCCAACUGGAACUAGAGUGACCUCCCUUUGGGAAAUUCAUCAUAACUGCAUUGGAGUAGUAACGGUAGUGUUAUUCAAAUACAGCUCCUAUUUUGAACAUAUAAAAAUGGAUGGUCAGAACUGUGACAAUGAAACAUUAAGAUAUAUAUUUUGUGCUGUUAACAUAUCAAUGAAUCAAGUAUUAUCUACUGUAAAUAAUAUUGAAGGACUUAUUUUCCUCAAGAAUGAUCACUAUUUCAUAAAAGGCAAAACAGGAACAAUUAAUAUUUUUAUGUAAUCAAAUGUCAGCAUAAAAAAAAUAUUUAAGUAAGAAAAUGUUUAGAAAUGUUCAUAGAAGAUUUAUGGUACUAUAGUAUGUUUGGUGGCAAACAGAGCUUUAUACACACGGUGUUAAUGUACCAUAACUUGGAUAUUUCAAAGGAAUCGAACAUUUAUUCAAUUAGCUCCCCCAAAGGUGUUGUCACAAAGAAGAGUUAAUUUUAGUGUUCCACAAGGAGAUAUUACACUGCACUUCCAACAUUUAAUGAUUUGUUGAUGAAUGCAGUUUAUUUUCAUGUUAUGCGAGUUACUGAUGAGUUGAGAUAGACUCAGGAAAUGAAAAGUUGACUGUUGUUAAAAUUAAAGAUAGUUUAAAUGUGAAUUGGAAUGUCAAUAUUGAAAUGCUAAAUUUAAUAUCUUUCAAGUUGAUAUAAAAGCUACAUAUUACUUAGAAGAAAAAAAAUCAUGUCCAUGCAGUAGCUCAAGUGAUCGAUUUCAACACUAGAAAUGAAUAUUUGAUUACGAUAGUACGUUAUUUUAGCAAACAAGGAUCCUGUAAAUCAGUACAAAUGAUUUCUUAAGACAUAUUUGUGAUCAACUUUGCACAUAUAUUUUGGCAUAAGGGGUCAAAGUUCAAGGUCACCAUUGAUCAGGGUUAAAUUUUUCAGUCAUGAAUAAUCAUACAGGGUCAAAGUUCAAUAGAUUAGCUGUGAUGAGAAAUGUGAGGAAUGUCGUUAAUCUUCGUUAUUUAAUGAGAGUUGAGCAUUAAUAUUCUUUUUGUAUUGAGACAUUGUCUGAUGUAGGGUUGAGAUAAAUCAUACCAGUUAUAUAUAAUUACGUCAUUUUUAAUGAAAUAAGAAUUCUUAUUUUAAAGUGUUCAUUGUUUAUUUCCUGUAAGUCUCCUUCAUUAGUGAUGGUUCCAAUGAAGGUUUUGAUUUCAAUCAACACUUGAUUUCACUUUAGAAAGGAAAUCUUUCAAGACUUUCAAGAUGAAGUCUGUGUUGACCAUUUUGAUAUUUUGGUGUGAUUUUUAUGUUUUAAGUGGAUUUGUUCUGCAUGCUACAUUCUAAAACUGUAUAACAACAUUAUAGGCAAUUCCACAAUACAAGAAAUUACUUUUGAGAUUUAUUUUCGACAUAUUUAAAGUCUUGGAUGAUAAUUUUUAUUUUUAGGCAUCAAAUUUUUCAGUGAAUUAAGCUUUUUUCUGCGCACUCUAUUCUAAAACUGUACUUAAUACAAAGCUGUAUACAGAAAUAACAAAUUAACUUUACAUAUUGUUUUACCAGACUAAUCAUAUUUGACAGACUGCUUUCCAAUUGUUACACAAACCACAGAUAUAUUGAGAGAUGUCUAUGUGUUCACAGACAUUCCUGGUAAUCCUAAUUGACAGCUUUCUUUGUUGCGUAACUCAAUUUUCGUAUUUUGUUACAAAUAUGUGGCGUAUUUUUGUUCCUUUUCCAUUAAUCUUGUUUGACAGGUGAUACUUUUUCACACUUGCAUAUCAUUUCCAGCAUAGACUUCAUUAGAUGAUAGUUUCUGUACAGUAUGUAUAUAAACUUGCCUGAAGGUCAGCUGUAUUCGAAAGGCGUUAUUUCUGUAUUUAUCCCAUAAUAAGCUCAUGCCUAGUAAUAAUCCUAUCCAUAUAUGUAUAAAUUAUGUAUAUUCCACUUCAGUAUAGAAUACUACCAAAUUACAUCUCAUUGUCCGGUAUUAAGCCCACCCCUGUCCGUUGGUCUAGCUAUAUAUAUACGUUAUCCUCCUAGACUUAUUGCGGGAUCAAUAUGGUUAAUGUAACAAAAACGUUCAUGGAUUUGAUCCUUGUUUAACAAUCCUGUUAAAACUUACUUUGUGAUCAGUAUUUUGUAAUUUUAUUAAUGUCAUCAAUGAAAAUUUUAUCUUAUAUACAAGUCAAUGUUUAUAAUGUUCUAUUAAGUGUGAGCUCAAUUUUUGAUUAAACAUUCCAAGUGUUCUUUUGUAGAUUUAUAUUGCCAGAUUUGUUUUUCUGCUGGCUGUUCUCGUUAUAACAUGUAUAAUAUAAUUUUGGGGGCCAUGUUAUUUAAGAUGUACGUCUUUGAUAUGGAUAUACUUUUGAUGAAAUCUGUUCUUUUUUAUUUCAUAGGGACCAAAUCCUCCAUUAGUUACAGAAAUGUACAUAAAAUCUAAGGUACGAAAUACACUGUAAAUGUAUGAAAUAAAUUGUAGAUUUAAAAAAUA
Molecule: messenger RNA, 6930 nt
Organism: Pecten maximus
Lineage: Eukaryota; Metazoa; Mollusca; Bivalvia; Pectinida; Pectinidae
Exons: 18
Coding region: 541-4320 (1259 amino acids)
Source: RefSeq, a predicted model, not a curated record